Mugil cephalus (flathead mullet) is the source of this 6794-nucleotide messenger RNA. It is a transcript of the gene qser1, whose product is annotated as glutamine and serine rich 1. The record is from RefSeq and is a predicted model, not a curated record. NCBI's taxonomy places the organism in Eukaryota, Metazoa, Chordata, Actinopteri, Mugiliformes, Mugilidae. Bases 680 to 5698 code for a protein of 1672 amino acids. The transcript has 13 exons.
GCAACUUCCCCGAAGGUGUAUGCAGCCCGGAAAUAUCUCAAACACAAGAAUGUUUAGGAACAACAAUAAAAUCCAAUCAAAGUGGCAAAUGGUCGCUGCCUUCCACUUGUCACGAAACAAGUCAGGUGGGUCCCAAACUGUGAUCGAGUCUAUUCAGUGAUUGUUUUUCGAGAGAAAUCCCACUUACCUUAUCGCACCUAGACAACAAGAGUUUCUAUCCUGUUCAAAAGCAGCGCCACGCCUCUGGUAGCGGCGUGACAAGACGAGGCUUCGCUUGGGAUGCUGGUCACGUGAUUUUUUUUCGCGUGGUGGAGCGAGCCUUCGGAACAUGUUGCCUGCCUCGAUAGUAGUACUUGUGCCUCAAAAGUCGAUGCAGAGUCUGCUUCGAGCGCAACAUUUCCACUCGUAGGAGUUUCACUACUUAGCCUCCUAGCUGCGGCCAAGUGUCGGUGCCCCUCAGAAGAGAAAUCAGACUAACUUACAUGACGGGAGAUGGGGGGAAAACCAGCCACAAGGAAAGGUGAUACUUUAUCCAGGACACAGUAGCUUGACGGCGUUUUUUUUUUUUUUUUUUUGUUUUGACGGGACUGCCUUGGCCGCUGGGUCGGACCCGGGCUGCUGCUACGAUGUGUGUCCGCUGCUCCACGAAGCUCCGUUGGGGAAGUGAACCUUUCACCGGAUGAUGGACAGGAACUAUCCGAGCUCCAGCUUUGCGGACGCGCUGGCUCCACCAGCACAGCCCGUAGCUUCGUGGGCCUAUGACCGCGGCUCAGCCAGUAUCAAGCCAAGUCCCAGUUAUGGUGCAGCACAUCUUGAUGCGGAGCUCCUUCAGCGGCAAAGCUACACUUCCACGCACCAGCUUCCCACCUACACUACAUCACACGUUCCUGCUGCCGCAGGAACACUUGAGUCGAGCAGUAAUACUUCUGAGACCUCAAUCAUGAGCUUCCUAUCAGCCAUGGAGUCGAGAAGCCUUCAGGCUGGUCCUGUUAGUGCCUCAUUGCUUCCCCCUUUUAGACCUCCAUCAUGGCCUGCGGGUACCAACUCUUCCACCACAGAGCUGUACUUGACGGGUGCCCUGCCCUCUUCUGCCACUUUCCCCUCUCCUUCUGCCCUGUCAUCCUAUCAGCACACAGGUGCCUACCCUCCCAGGAGUUACACUACUAACCCUUCUCUGGCUCUCCAGGAUCCUGCCUUUAGCACUUCCACCAAUGGCCUGUUUUCCCAUCAUGAUCCCCUGUUACAUCUCAAACCUAGCCAGACUGUGCUUCCCACUGCCCUGGCCUUCAAUCAUCUCUCUGCCCCUUCUCUGGGCUCAACUCUACCUGUGCAGUCCUCCACGUAUCGCUCAGCGCAGGAGUCGGCCCCCCAUCUCCUGCAACCCCAAUUCAGCCUUCUGCCUCCUGCCCUGUCUGCCUCUCAUGGUACCUCUCAGCCCUAUGGGGCUACAGUUUUCUCAGGCUCUAUUGAAAGAGCUCUUCAACGUGAAUGUAGUGUGAUCAAACACCACCAGAGGCCUUCCAGUAGCCACAUGGCCUCAGAUCAGUUGCCCAGUACGGAGCACUCCUUACAGGGUUACUUUGGCUCUGGCAGUGAAGCAGAUGUGUCCUAUCAGCAGGACUCAUCCCGUCAGACCCCCGUGUCCUGCAGCCCCUCCACAGGAGCAGAUUCCUCUCAAGCAGUCAAUGGUUCCCCACAACCCGAAACAGAUUGUGUGACACAAGCUUAUUCAUCCAUUUUGUUGCCAAAAGCUAAAGACUGUUCAUCCAAACUAGCUCCACACCCUACAGGGGAUGAAGAGAGCCAUUCUCAGAGCCUGACAGCAGGGUCUCCUGAGCGCUAUUCUUCCCCUGGACAGAAGCAGAAUUCAGUGAUUGCAAAUCAGCAGGCAGUCCAGCUAUCUAGCCUAAUGUCCAGCAGCUUGUCCCAAACCCAUAUCACACCCCAUACGCAGUCACAGACUUCCCAUUCCACCUCAGACAAACUCUCCCCGGUUUACAAAACUCUGUCCUCUCUCUCUAGUCAGUCUGACAAUGUGGCAUCUGUUAGUCCAACUCUUGUCUACUCAUCUGCUCCUGAGCUGAGCCAAGAGCAGGAGAUCCAGUAUGGAGCUCAGGUCCAGAGCUUAUGUCGGGGAAAUUUGUCUGAGAGCUACCCGACAUCCCACACUCGGGGUGCUCCAAAUGUGACUUUUACAUCUCAGUCACAAGGUCAAGCUUCGGUAAGUCAGCCUCAAAGCUACGCCACAGGGCAAUCCCUUAACUCGACUUACCCGCACACAUGUGUACGUAGUCUGCCCACAUCAAAUUCUACGGUGGACUACACCCUCAUGCAGGCCUCAGUGGGAGGUAGAACACAUGAUACUCUAGCCCAGCAGCACACGCAGCCCCACAAAUAUGUUUUGUCAGCACCGUUGCCUACUUACUCUUCAACCGUUCAAGCCUUGCAAAAUAACAGAUCCUCAGUACAGAACAUAAAGCCUACAUAUGGCAAACAGAAACCUGAAGAGCUUCCUCUCCAAGACCUGGAGGCUCUGCAGCAGGUAUCUAUGGAGGCCUCUGCAACAGAUAAUAACAUGGCUUCUCACAACAAUGUAAUCUAUGUUGUUUCAAAAAUGGACGAUCAUCAUAAAACACAAAGCGUUAUUCGAAGCAAUUCACGUUCUGAUGACCAGCUUAUUGGGCUAGGUCAUACAAAUACAUCACAGGUAAAAGAUGAAAGGAUUAAUUCAGUGAGCCAGCACCACAUUCAUUUGAGCGGUGCAAAUGGUCAUGAAAAUGCCAACACAAAAACUAUAAACUCCACUAACGUGUCUUCACAUGUACCUCUGUGCUCAGAGCAGCUCAAGCAGGGCCAGCUCAAAUCUUUGGAGUCACACCAACAAAACCAACAGAACCAUAGUCAGUCCCAGAGCCAAACUUCAGCACCACACACCCAAUUCAUCACUGUCCCCGGCUCUCAGGUUCUCUUUGAGCCCAACCAGAUGAUUCUGCUCCAGCAGCCCCUUGUUCACCAUAGUCAGAACUCUUCAAAGGUGUUAUCAGUGGAGGGUCUCCAACCAACCCAAGGUCUGGGCCCAGUUCAUGUUCAGUAUCUUCAGAUGGAUCGCGACUUGCUUGCUACGAGUGUUGCUGACACCCAGGGUCAGCAGGGCACAGUAGUGUCUGAAUCGAACUCGGAAUGCCCUGCUUCCUCUAAACACCACUACAGCCAGUCGGCAAGUCAGCAGCCAAAUGAUGCCAAGAACCACUUUGCUCUCAACUCCAUUUGCUUCCCUGACUCCAUGCUGCUCGCAGAUGACAGAAAUAUUUUGUCGAAUGUUGAUGACAUCCUGGCUGCCACAGUGGCAGCCUGUGGCGUCACACCGCAAGACUUUGUCAAAGCUACAUCCUCUGCUGAGGCCGAAAUGGUUGUGAUGGCAAGCCCUGUUGAUUCCAAAGGUCACUUCCAGACUGUGGAUAUAAGACACAUGUCACCGAGUUUCUCCUCAGCACAACAGCCAAUCAUCCACAACACUAACUCCCACACUAUGACCUUGGCACUAAAUGGAGCUCAGUUGGCUACAGACUGCCACGUUCAGUCUGUUCACCACAGCAAUACUGAACUUGACUCGAAUGGAGAUGGAAGGAGCUCUGAGAAUGACUAUCACUUAUCAAGACAGGUGUAUGACCCCUCAGGUCCUCAGCACGCAGUCAAAGGGAAUGCAGAGUCUAUUAAAACAGAGGACGACCUCAUGGAAUGUCAAGGUAGUGACGACUUUUCUAAAAAGAAGGCUCGGUCCAAGUCUUUGACCAAAUCAGGAGGUUCUGAGGAUGAUGGUGGACUAGCCAGGACUGGCAAGCGCAGUGGGCCGGCGAAGCGACAAAACUCUAGGGGCAGUGAUGUCAGCUCCCCAUCUGCCUCACACAGUAUAUAUGAUGGUUGUCCUCAGCAGGAGAGGAUCAGGCAGAAGAUUCGUGAAGUGGAAGAGAAACAGCCAGAAGUCAAAACUGGCUUCAUUGGCUCCUUCCUAGACUUCAUCAAAUCUGGCCCCAAACAGCAAUUCUCUCAAAGUCCUACUCGUACAGUUAGUCGCUCGAGGAAACCCUGCCCCUCAUCCAAACCAUGCGUGCUGCCUUCUUUGCCUCCUAAACUUCAGAGUCUGCCCACGCCCAUGAUUCCUCAGGAGAGUCCAGGUUUGACCUCUCAGCAGAAACGUCUGGAGGAAGAUCUGCAAAAGAACUUGGAGACGCUGCCAUCUUUCAGCUCAGAUGAAGAGGAGAACACUGGGAAGAACCAGGCUCUGAGGAACAGCAUCAGCUCAGCACUCUCAGCACUGGACGAAUCUUCAGAUCGGAAAACUAGGACAGAUAACCAAAUCCAAGGUUCGAUGAUGAAGCCAAGCCCCGUUCCCACCAUGCCACACACUGUGACAGAAACCUGUUUGUCGCAGAUACCCACUCCCACACAGACGCCAACCACGGUCUCUGUAGCAACGUCUCUUUCGGCUAAAGAUGAGAGCAAAGAGGCUUCGUCGGGCCAACAGGCUGUGCAGCUGAUCAGUGUCGCCAUUGAGGGACUGACCGAUGAGGAACUGUCGGACAGUGGAGGAGAGGGAAUGUAUCGGGAGAGAGAUGAGUUCGUUGUCAGGAAUGAAGACAUUGAAAGCUUAAAGGUGACAAUGAAAGCGGGCAGUGAGCCACCAGCUAUCUGGAAAGUCCAGAAGGCCUUGCUGCAGAAAUUUGUGCCUGAGCUGAGAGAUGGAAAGAGAGUCUUCUCUGCCACAAACAGUUAUCUUGGAUACUUUGGUGACGCCAAGACCAUGUACCAGAGGGUGUAUGUGAAAUUUCUGGACACAGUUAACAAAAGGGAGUAUGUACGGGUUUGUAGUCGGAAGCCACGUUGCAAACCUAUAAACUCACUAAGGGGUGUCCCAGUGAAAACUUUGCUGGGCUUGACGGCCACCCCUUCCUCAGUUUGCCAGAGCGUUAAGCCCCGACCCAAACAACUUAAGCCGAGGGCUGAGCCCCCGCCCAAAAAGAGAAGGAAAUGGAAGGAGGAGUUUUCACCCGCAGCCUCAGAAUCAUCUGCAGAAGAAGAGUUAAACCCUCCAUUGCCUUUUGCGUCACGGUUGCUGAACACACGAACCAUGAAGGAGACGUUCAAGAGCUUUGUGGAACUACUCAUCAGCAUUGCGUUAGAUGAAGAUGUGAUGACAGCACUUGAGAGGGCAAACGAUGAACUGCUGCUGCCGCAUAUGAAAAGAGUGGAUGGGAUGAUCACUGACAACAGGAAACGCUUGCUCCACAAGCUGCACAUAGGGCAGGUCUUGAAGACGGCUCUAGACAGCUUUCCUGAAAUCUCUGUGGUGACUGAACUGAAGAAGGAUGGAGAAACCCCAGCCUUCAAGGUACGUCUCAGUGGGAAGGCUUACAACAAGAAGACCUUGAAGCCCUACAAGAUGCCUAACAAAGUGCCUCAGGAGUACACAGUGGACCAGCAGAAAACCCAGUGGUUCUCUCUGUACCACUCUUUGCAGCAUUACAAGUACCACACGUACCUCAUGUGUAAGGACGAGAUCGCGUCUCUGCGAGUGCAAGCAGGGGACCUGGGGCAGGAGGAGACUGUACAGAAGUGUCUGCAGAAUGGAGCUUGGGUAGAGGGCCUCUUUGAUCGCUUUGGAGAGCUAAUCAAUCAAGUGCAGCAGGCCUGCCGAUGAUUCAGCCUGGUCUGGCGGGGUUUUAUAAAAACAAAAUAAUAACAAUCAAAAUAAGAGGAAGCCUCCAGCUCAAAAUGGCAUCGGAGAAGGAUGGAGUGGUUCCCUCCUUCCAGCCACAGAGAUUUAAAUCAGGGACCUUUCAGCUGAGUUGCCUGAAGGACGUUCGGGGAUGGAGCUAAAGUCACAGCAGGGGAACAGCGGGGCGGCAGUUUAUACUCCUAAUUACUGCAUCCCAGCAGAAAGCAGUAACUUAAUCAACAGAGGACACAGACUUUGUCUUGAGGAGCCUUUUGGAGGAUGUCCACAUGGUGCUUCUCCUAGCCUUUGUAUGUUUUUGUAGUUAAAAGCCCCUCUUUUUAACGGGCCUUUUCAUAGAUUUCUAUUUUCCAGUUUUUAUAAUUUGUAUUUUAGCUCAAUUCCAGAUCAUAACCAGUGAGUAUGCACUAGAUAGAAAGCGAUCAGCAUAGGAAGUAGAGCACAGCAAUUACAAAUGCAGAAAUCUGAUUGCUUACCGUUAUAACAAGCCUUCAUCGAUCAUUUAAUUCAUUCACAUACAAAAAUUGAUCUAUUGUAAAAAAAAAAAAAAAAAAAACAGCAACUAUAUAUUAUAUAUAACUGUAGUUAUAUACUGUUUGUAAAACAACCAUUUUAUAAUGGAGUGCCAACUUAUAUAAAUAUAUAUAAAUAUAUAUAUAUAAUGUACAUUUUGUAUAAACGAACAGGAUGGUGGGAACUGCAGCAAUUCUCCUGAGAAAUGUCUCAACUGCAUUCUGUAUCUGUGUGACACCAGUUUAACGCAAUCAAACCGGUCCCAUACUGCAUUUUGUUAAUCAGAAACUAUUACGUGGUAUUAUCUGAGAGCAAAAUGAAAUAAAUGUCUUUAUAUUGCUUUACAGACAUAGUCCACAUUUUAUGAUAAAUAUAUCUAUUUUCACUGACGUAAAUAUUGUUAUGUCUUUCCAUUUCUAGGACACUUUUUCAUUGUCUUUUCACAUUUUUCCCCAAAACAGACGUUUUAUAGGUCGGAUUUAAUGCCUCCAAAAAUAAUCUUGUUAGAGAUGCAGUUUGUAAAUAAAAUGCUGCAUGUAUUACUGUA